AUUUAAUUCAAACACAUUUAUAGCGUUGUACUUACAAGACUUCAAAAUGUAUAAAAGUUUAUUAACCAUUAUGUUGGUAUUAGUGGCUGACUCUUUAUGUCAGCGAAUAAUCUAUCCAACAUGGAGACCUCCUCCAAGACGUCCGGUCAUCAUCAGAACUGCUAGAAGUGUCAGUAACGAUGAACCAUUGUGGUUGUAUAAAGGAGACGAUGUCAUUCGAGCCCCUGCAUCUGGUGACCAUCCUAACCUACCUUCGAUCAUUGAUGACAUUAAGCUGGACCCCGACAGAAGAUACGCCAGAAGUGUUGACUCUCCAAGUGCCAAGCGCUCGGGUGGAAGCCAUUCGCCUCCCAGCAGAAACCAUGACACUGGACGGACUCAUCCUGGAUACAACCGAAGAAAUACUAGAGAUGUCUUGCCGUCUUUUCAUCUGCCAAAUCCCUACAAACCCCCUUUGUUCCGAUCCCUUCCUGGGUGGUCGCGACCACGAACUCCAAUAUAUGCAUCUAGAAAAAUCAUUGCGUGAAAUUUUGAUUUGAAACGAGCAUGACGACGUUUUCCUUUAAUGUAGUAAUUUAUCAUAGCUACGGAAUAUUAAUUUAAGGUUUGUAAAUAAACAUUAGUAUAAUGGUGAUAUGUUGAAUAUAAGUGCUAUCUUCAAUUGAAUAUUUA
Molecule: messenger RNA, 672 nt
Organism: Danaus plexippus (monarch butterfly)
Lineage: Eukaryota; Metazoa; Arthropoda; Insecta; Lepidoptera; Nymphalidae
Product: lebocin-1/2-like
Exons: 1
Coding region: 47-526 (159 amino acids)
Source: RefSeq, a predicted model, not a curated record